Molecule: messenger RNA, 1116 nt
Organism: Fusarium poae
Lineage: Eukaryota; Fungi; Ascomycota; Sordariomycetes; Hypocreales; Nectriaceae
Exons: 7
Coding region: 1-1116 (371 amino acids)
Source: RefSeq, a predicted model, not a curated record
AUGCCGGCUCCUCCACCAUUCGUUGUAAACACAGACCCUGAGCGGGUAGCAGAGUCACAGACAGCACUGAUCGUCGGAAUUAUUACUACGAUCAACUUUCUGGCGAUCGCUGUCGUCGCUGCAAGGACGUAUACUCGCUUGGCAAUCUCCAAGUCCCCGGGUGCACAAGAUGUACUUAUGGUCUUGAGUGUUUGCACUGGGCUUGCGGGCACCAUCAUCCUAUAUCUCAUGAUUCCACACGGUCUGGGUAAACACGCCGAUACGAUCGAACGAGCCGACUUCACCAAGUUCAGCAAAUACAGCUUUAUAAUCACGGUAGUCCCCCUUCUCGGAGGGAUUGGCCUCCUCAAAGUCGCAAUCGCUCUCGAACUCAUCAAAUAUAAUGGGAACUCAUGGAAGUGGUACAAGAUUACUUUACAGUGCAUGAUUGGCUUUGUGAUUGCUUAUACAAUCGAGGCAUGGCUUUCGUUUAUCCUCUUUUGCAAUCCAGUUGCAAAACAAUGGGAUCGGUCACUGGAUGGAUCUUGUUAUCCUAUAUCGAUGUUUAUCGCAUUCGGUCUCGCCAAUUCCGCUUUCAAUAUUUUUACGGAUAUUGCCUUUGCUACCUUACCCAUACCACUCAUUUGGUCCUUGAAGAUGCCUCUCAAGACACGAAUCUACCUCAUUAUUAUUUUGAGCCUCGGAUAUGUCGCUGCCGUGAUGGGUCUAGUGAAAGCUAUUUCCCAGAUGAAGUACGAUCCUGCGGGAGACAACACGUUCCUUUACGAUAUCCAAUUCUGGGGCCUUCUCCAACUCAACAUCGGCAUCAUCGCCGCUUGCGCACCCUCUCUUAGACCAUUGGUGAAGAACAUCCUGCGACUAAAGUCUUUGACACCUGGGUACGGCUACUCAGACUAUGGACAACGCCAACGCGGCGUACGGCUUUCUACAAUUGGGGGAACAGGUGUCUCAUCUGUCUCAAGACAAGGAGAUCAAGCAGUGCAAAGUAAGCGUCGAAACAAUAUGGAAAACGCCAUCUAUGUGGAAACUGUUUUUGAGCUUAAGAAUAGCAGCCAGGACGCAAUUCUAAAUACAGAUAGCCCAGAAGGGGCCAGAGGUCAAGGGGUACCUCGUUAA